Tachyglossus aculeatus (Australian echidna) is the source of this 2673-nucleotide messenger RNA. RefSeq names its product acid phosphatase 1 (gene ACP1). Gene Ontology annotation, molecular function: acid phosphatase activity; non-membrane spanning protein tyrosine phosphatase activity. Gene Ontology annotation, cellular component: cytoplasm. Gene Ontology annotation, biological process: protein dephosphorylation. The transcript has 6 exons. Lineage: Eukaryota; Metazoa; Chordata; Mammalia; Monotremata; Tachyglossidae. The coding region runs from base 71 to 559 and encodes 162 amino acids. The record is from RefSeq and is a predicted model, not a curated record.
GCCUGCUUGGGGAGCGGCCUGUCGGCGUCGCGGCUGGGCCGGAUCGAACCGGCCCGAACCGGCCCGAAGCAUGGCCUCCGAGGCCUCCAAAUCCGUGCUCUUCGUCUGCCUGGGGAACAUUUGCCGUUCACCGAUAGCCGAAGCAGUUUUUCGAAAACUCGUAGCCGACAAGAAGGUUGAAAAUAAGUGGCUCACCGACAGCGGUGCGGUGUCUGACUGGAAUGUGGGGCGGUCCCCAGAUGGGAGAGCUUUAGACUGUCUAAGAAAUCAUGGCAUUGAGACAGCACAUAAAGCCAGACAGGUUACCAAAGAUGAUUUCCUCACCUUUGAUUACAUUCUCUGUAUGGAUGAAAGCAACUUGAGAGAUUUGAAUAGAAAAGGUAAUCAAGUUAAAAACUGCAAAGCUAAAAUUGAACUCCUUGGAAGCUACGAUCCUCAGAAGCAACUUAUCAUUGAAGAUCCGUAUUAUGGGAAUGACUCCGAUUUUGAGACUGUGUACCAACAGUGUGUUAGAUGCUGCAAAGCAUUUUUGGAACAAUCUCAAGGAGGGCAAGAGUGAUGAUCAUCUGCCUUCGAAGUAAUGUCCACACUUGAUUUGGUCGAUGUGCUAAAGUGUAAUAAUGUCUGCAGUUGAAGGUGAUAGUCGUUCUUCUAAGUUCACUAAAUAUUACACACUCUUGAUCUAAAAUAUUUUAAAAUGAAGCAUGAUCAUUAUUUUUGACAGUAAUAUAAAUGUUUAGAUUUGGAAAGGUAGAGUUUAAAAUAAGCAUAAAGACAUUUAAGUCCAUCUUUCUCCAGUACCUCAAAUACAAACACUGAAAUAUAUAUCAAAUUGUGAUUAUCUGAAAGCAUUUUUUAAAAACUUUUUCAUUAGAGAUUUAGAAGCUUUUUUCAUUUGACUCUGUCUAGCUGAGGUAUUUCUAAUAUAACAGAAAGUUCCUUUUAAUGAUUUGUACCCCAGAAUUAUUUGAAGCCAUUGGACAGUUAAAAGAAUAAAGAAUCCAGCUCGCCUACACUGAUGUCGCUAACUUCAUGAAAAUCCCCCAUUCUCAUCUUUCCCUUCUUUUUCAGUUCCCAAUUUCCUGGAGCCAAGCCGUUCUAUUUCAGGGGCUACCGAGAGCAAAAAAAUAAACACACUCCUUUCUACCUUCAUUUCUCCCAUACAAGCAUAAAGUAUUUGUCAUCCUCUCUUUUGGGGGAGACCUGAAGAGGUAGAAAGAGAUACAAAGCAAGUUCAAAUUAUUAGGCAGAAUCUCCUAAAGUGACAAUUUUGUUUCAUGGAAAUAGAAUGGAUUUUUUUCAGGGUGAAGUUUGACAGAAACCCAUCUGAUGAAACAGUGCUUUGCACACAGUAAGCGCUCAAUAAAUACGAAUGAAUGAACUUAAGCGUUUUAGGACUUAGCAAAAGGAAUCAACAUAGUGCUAAAUUUUGAGGGUUUCAGAAAAUGAAUGCUUGCUCUUGAGUUACCUGAAACCUCAAAUAUCCAAACUUGGCUAAGGAGGAUUGAAUUGAUUGGGAAGAUAGUAUACUUUGAAAAUGAAAACUGAUUUUUAAAUUGGUACCAUUCUUCCCUCUGAGUAUAACAUUUUUAUAAAGUGUGUCUAAUUUUGUGCAGUUGCUUUUGAUCACUAGAGUCUAAUUGUUUUCUAAGGUAAACAGUGCAGUGUAAACAUAGGACUUACCUACACACUUGGUGUUUAUUCGUAUUUUUGAACCUGAGCAGAGACACUAAACAACACUUAAAAAUUUUUUUCCUCACCCCUCAUCUCACUGAUCAGCAUUUGAAAGUACGAGAAUAUUUUAUCCAGUAUAAAGUUCCAGAGGAAAGUGUGAUUGAUUGUAGAUAAUCGCAUUGUUUGGAAUACAAUACUAAAGGUGGUAAUGUGAUCUACUGCUCUCCAAAAUUUUGAAUUUGAUUAGCAGUCUUGGAUAAAUUGGAUGUGUCCCCUCCUAGGUUGAGACCAAAGAAAUUGAAGUUCUAUCCACCUAGGGUUUUUUGAGUUAAUAACGAGACCACUGAUAUGUUUCUAAACUACUCUACCACACUAGUCCUUUGAAUCUGGUUGUUUAAAACAAAGUGAAUGCUUUUAUAUCAAUUCUGUUGAAUCUGGAUGACUGACUGAAUAAAUCAUCGGUACCUCAAUAUUUGCAUUACCAUUCUACUUAAUGUCGAAUAUUGCUGUGGCUCGUUUUAUUAGUAUCAGUUAAUCAUGAAUAUGCAAGUCUCAGAACCUCGAGACCCAAGUUAUAUAAUUUAAUCGGUGUAGUUGAAGUCAGGAAUCCUAGUCCCAUGCCUGUUCUAGCCAAAAAUUAAGUAUUGGACAAAUAAUUUGUCCUGAUGUAUACAUUUUGAAUUUACAUUUUGAAUUAGAAACUGUAGCAAUAGUAACUAUCUCCAAAAGCUGCCUUUCUCCAGUCCAUGGAGCAAGGGAGUAAAAAUCUGCUGCUCCUUGGACAUUUGUGAAUGAAAUUUCUAAGCUCUGGUCAAAAGAAGAUAGGGAAAAUAGGAACAGGUUCAAAGAGUACAUUUUAACCUUUGCAAAUAAUGAAAGCCAAACUCUAUAAUGUGUUCUAAAAAAGGAUAAAAAGUCAUGCUACAAAUAGCAAAAUACAUGGACUCUCUGUACUAUAUUAAAUGGAAAUAAAAUAAGACGCAGGUGGCCUACCUCUUA